Octodon degus (degu) is the source of this 1920-nucleotide messenger RNA. RefSeq names its product regulator of G protein signaling 4 (gene Rgs4). The transcript has 5 exons. The record is from RefSeq and is a predicted model, not a curated record. NCBI's taxonomy places the organism in Eukaryota, Metazoa, Chordata, Mammalia, Rodentia, Octodontidae. Bases 105 to 722 code for a protein of 205 amino acids.
CAGCAUCUUUGCGGAAAAGAGGCAGCGAGCGUGCGCUCAAAAUAGAGACUACAGCUCCUUCUGCUGCAUUUCUCUCCUACCUGCGAAUACCAUCACUCAGCAAGAUGUGCAAAGGACUUGCUGGUCUGCCGGCUUCCUGCCUAAAGAGUGCAAAAGAUAUGAAACAUCGGCUAGGUUUUCUGUUGCAAAAAUCUGAUUCCUGUGAACAUAAUUCUUCCCAUAGCAAAAAGGACAAAGUGGUUAUUUGCCAGAGAGUAAGCCAAGAAGAAGUCAAGAAAUGGGGUGAAUCACUGGAAAACCUGAUUAGUCAUGAAUGUGGGCUGGCAGCUUUCAAAGCUUUCUUAAGGUCUGAAUACAGUGAGGAGAAUAUUGACUUCUGGAUCAGUUGUGAAGAAUACAAGAAAAUCAAGUCACCCUCUAAACUAAGUCCCAAAGCCAAAAAGAUCUAUAAUGAAUUCAUCUCAGUCCAAGCAACUAAAGAGGUGAACCUAGAUUCUUGCACCAGGGAGGAGACAAGCCGGAAUAUGCUGGAGCCUACGAUUACCUGCUUUGAUGAGGCUCAGAAGAAGAUUUUCCAUCUUAUGGAAAAGGAUUCAUACCGCCGCUUCCUCAAGUCUCCAUUUUACCUUGAUCUGGUCAAUCCUCCCAGCUGUGGAGCAGAGAAGCAGAAGGGAUCCAAGAGCUCUGCAAACUGUCCAUCUCUGCUUCCCCAGUGUGCUUAAGUCUCACUUGGAGGCAGAGGGCUGAAACCCCAAGACUCUAUGCUCUGGAAAACCUGAGGCCAAAUACUGAUCUGUAUUAAGCACAGUGCUUUACUCACAUUGUAGCCUAGUGUUCAUGCUGCCUGGGAGCCACUUGUAUGUAAGAGCAAGAUUUAGUUAAAGGGUUUGUGUAUCCAGCAGGGCGGGACCCCAUUCUGAUCCAGUUUGUCCAAGUAUCUCGAGGCUGUCAUGGGAGCGAGUAUCCAGAUAAUGGCCUUGCUUGUAGGUCUGGAUUUAAAGAUCGUUGGUAGUGCACCCCUCCCAGCUACUUGCCCUCAGGUGGGCUGGUUGGUACACUUCUGUGACACCCACAUGCACAUGCUUUCUGUUAGCCAGAAUUUGCUGCAGAUUCUCUGUGCUUAGGCGAGGUUGAUCUAUUAUACACAAGUGUGUGCAUGUGUAUAUAUUAAAUAUAUAUAAUAUAUACAUGUACAUUCUGUAUAUAUUUAUAUGUGCUUAUUUAUUUACAUGUGUGUGUGUGUUCUGCAAGAGUAGAUGGGAAAGACCCCAGGUGCUCAAACUAGAGUAUGUAGAUGUACUUGAAUGGAGGUUCUGAAGUUUGAACUGCAUUUGAACAGGGGAAGGGGAGCUAACUGCCAUGCAGGCUGAGAGAGGAAUGCUAACGUGUGGAAAGUUGGUCCUGGAAGAAUCCAUGAAGCUUUCUGGAGGUGAAUUUAGGAGACCUUGUGUUUAAAUUACCACAGAGGGUCUCCAUGUUGAGCACUAUUAUAAGAGAUACUGUAAAAAAUUAUGUAUCUAACUGCCACUGAGCUGUAUUGUACCAGUUACCACUAAGAGCACUUUUGAGAUGCUAAUCUGUUGGCUGUCCCUUCUCUGCCUGGGUGCUCAUGCCGUGCUUAUUGGUGGCUGGAUGGGUCUGGAGUUGGAGAUGGGAUGCUUGAGCUGCAGGAAGGAGUGUAGGUAUGGCUUGCUGGAUAACCCCACUGUAAGCUACAUGCUGAUUGAGGGCUCAGAAUUUAGAGGUCAUUAGUUUUAUCCUCUGUCCUUUCACUCAUUUCUUGAUUGAGGUGCUCUUCUUUUUUGUGUGAGAAACUUAAGCACCUUAGUUCAUUGUGAGGGGCUGUUUUCCCCAGUAAUGGUUCUAGGUUACAUGCCUCUGUGAGAAACCUACAGCAGGAAAAGUUUGUUUUUAGUGAAA